GUGGCUCUAUAGAAACAUUUGUUUGAAACAUGGCUGUGCAGAGCUGGAGUGAUAUCCUAAAAUCGUCAAAGAAAACGGCUUUAAUACUUGAUGGAAAAAGGAAGAUCCACUAUCUGUUCACAGAUGGAAAAGAAAUGGCAGAAGAAUAUGACUUGAAGACAGAUGAGCUCCUCGUGAGAAAAUGGCGCCAUAAAAGCACGCUUGGAGUUCAGGGCGUGUGGCUGGUGGAGGUUGGGGAGCCCCUUGCAGGCCCUGUUGCAUCUUUGGAGUCUGAUAUGAUCAAAGAGAACAGCUCAAAUCCCAUGUUCAUGCGUAAAGACACAAAGACCAGCUUCCAGUGGAGGAUCCGCAACCUUUCCUACCCCAAAGAUGUUUUCAGUGUUUCAGUGGAUCACUCUGAGAGAUGCAUCAUCAUCAAAACCUCAAACAAAAAGUAUUACAAGAAGUUCAGUAUUCCUGAUCUCGACCGCAGUCAGCUACCAUUAGACAACUCCGCGCUAAGCUUCACUCAUGCCAACAACACUUUAAUUGUUAGCUACAAGAAACCCACAGAGAUCUUAACCCUUGAACAAGAGCUACUGGAGGAGCUGAAAAAGCUGAAGGGGAGUGCUGACGGGGAUGUCGACUGCAAAACCCAGUGAAUUCUGCCUGUGGGAGCCAGGGAAUAAUUCUGGGUUGCAUUUAGAGCAGAACCUCGCAGCAUCAUUUUCCAGUCACGUAUGAGCUCUCAUUUAUUUCUUCUGUACUUAAUCCCUUCAUUAAGAUUCACUGUGCCUUGUCCCUUAGCUUAAUAUCUAAUUGUCUUAAUUAAUUUGGUGGAAUUAUUAUGUCUAGAAAUGUGUCCAGCCAUUUAUGUUUCAUACAGUGAUAUUUAGUAAAAUAUAUUAUUAGUAGAUUUAAAAACUUUGUGGUUUCAUUUUCAACCCAAAUUCUUUGGCUGACAAAAAAUAAUGUCAGAAUCUGUUUUUGCUUCUUUUUACCAAACCUACUGUGGAGAAGUUUUGUUGGGGGGGGUCACAUAACCUACCGGCCUCCUUCCAUUGAUGUCCUUGUAAAACACUCAAAACACACAAGGCUUCAUCCCUGUUCGUUCCGAGGUCACAGUUACGAGGACAUCCCAUUUGUGUUAAAUGAAUACCCUCAUGUUCCUUGUAUGUAGUGGGCCACCCUGAAAGCCAUUACUGAAACUUGCGUUACCAUCUUCCUUUACAAGAGAAGGCGAUUCUGACUUAGUGGUCUAUGUCCAAAGUGCCGUAGACAUAAGUAAGAAUUAGAUGCAACUGUUUUUGCAGAGCUUUAUUUCAAAUUUCUAUGAAAUUUUUGGUUGUUUGUUUGUUUAACGUGAAGGAAUGUGAAGCUGAGAUUUUAUAUCUUUGAGAAACUGAAAUGUUUGUGUAUACUGUACGCUGAAUGACGUUUAUUAAAGUUGGAUAUUUCUCUA
Molecule: messenger RNA, 1441 nt
Organism: Neolamprologus brichardi
Lineage: Eukaryota; Metazoa; Chordata; Actinopteri; Cichliformes; Cichlidae
Gene: dpcd
Product: deleted in primary ciliary dyskinesia homolog (mouse)
Source: RefSeq, a predicted model, not a curated record